This is a messenger RNA of Colletotrichum gloeosporioides, 495 nucleotides long. RefSeq lists its product as uncharacterized. The record is from RefSeq and is a predicted model, not a curated record. The transcript has 4 exons. The coding region runs from base 1 to 495 and encodes 164 amino acids. Lineage: Eukaryota; Fungi; Ascomycota; Sordariomycetes; Glomerellales; Glomerellaceae.
AUGGACUAUCGCGUUGAAAAUGGUAGAACUUAUCACAGAUAUAAGGAUGGAAAAUACAACAUCCCCAAUGAUGAGAAGGAAAUUGAGAGACUUGGCGAGAGCCAACGCGAUCCUUUCCCAUCAAGAUUCAUGUGUCUAAUAUGCGAGCCAGAUUUGCAACAUACUCUAUUCCUACUCACUUUCAGUGACAAGCUCGGGAUGGCCCCUCCCUGCGAUAAAGGAGCCUGCGCUGGCCACGUACUUGAUAUAGGGACUGGGACUGGGAUCUGGGCGAUAGAUUUUGGAGAUGAGCACCCAGAAGCAGAGGUUUGUUAUUAUACUCGCGACCCUAAUAUUAUGCUUAUGCGCGAUAGCUUGCCACCAAACGUGCGGUUCGAGAUAGCAGACUUUGAGGAGCCAUGGUCUUUCGGUCGACAUUUCGACUACAUUCACAGUCGAAUGAUGAACUCAUCUGUUGGUGACUGGAAUGAGUAUAUUCGAACAUGUCACGAGUAG